Lactuca sativa (garden lettuce) is the source of this 1751-nucleotide messenger RNA. RefSeq names its product F-box/kelch-repeat protein At1g74510. Gene Ontology annotation, cellular component: nucleus. The record is from RefSeq and is a predicted model, not a curated record. Lineage: Eukaryota; Viridiplantae; Streptophyta; Magnoliopsida; Asterales; Asteraceae. Gene Ontology annotation, molecular function: protein binding.
GCCUUUAUAACUUUUAUUAUAAAUACUCCUCCUCUCAUCUUUCCAAACCCACAAAAAUUUACAAAAAUAUCAAAAUAUUCUCAAAAUUAGUUUACUUACAGACAGCGGAAUCAAGAGCUGUAGGGAGUGAGGAAUUAAAGUGUCCCCAUAAUAAAUUUUGCAGCUUAAACAUAUAAUAUAUAUGUGAAUAUAUAAUCGCGAAGUCUCGAUAAAGCUUUAUUCUCUGUGAUAUUCUCUAUGGAUUGUGGCUAGUGGCUACACAUCGAGUUUCUAUAAUCGAGGAUUUCUUCCUUGUUUCAAGAUCAUGCUAGAAGGUCCAACUUUCCUUGUUUCAAGAGAAUUACCAACUGCUUGUGAACAAGAAAGCAACUGGACUUACAAUGCCUUCUGUGUCACCUCACUUUCCAAGAGUAAGACUUCAAAGCCAUCCGAGGGCAAUUUAGUCAUUUCACACUCUGAACCCAACAAUUCAAACACUAAAAAACAACAAGACGCCAACAAUCAUUCAGAUUCCACUUCAUUAAUCAACCAAAUCGGCCUCGACCUCACAAUCAACUGCCUUUUACACAAUUCAAGAUCCGACUAUGGUUCAAUCGCCUCACUAAAUCGCAAAUUCCGAACCCUAAUUCGAAAUGGCGAACUUUAUAAACUUAGAAGAAAGAUGGGUAUAAUCGAACAUUGGAUUUACUUCUCAUGUAAUCUUUUCAAAUGGGAAGCUUUUGAUCCAAUCCGCCAUAGAUGGAUGCGAUUACCCACCAUGGACUGCAAUGAAUGCUUCAUGUGUUCAGAUAAAGAAUCAUUAGCAGUAGGCACCGAGCUUCUUGUAUUCGGAAAAGAAAUCGACACAAAUGUCGUUUACAAAUACAGCAUCUUAACAAAUUCAUGGUCACCGGGAAUCGAAACCACUACCCCUAGAUGUCUUUUCGCCUCCGCAAGUCUCAACGAAAUCGCCAUUGUCGCCGGCGGGUGUUCUCCGUCUGGUAAGAUCUUGAACUCAGCCGAGCUUUACAAUUCAGAAAUCGGGACAUGGGCGAGACUGAAUAGCAUGAAUAAACGAAGGAAAAUGUGUUCUGGGGUGUUUAUGGAUUCGAAAUUUUACGUAAUUGGUGGAGUUGACGAAAAUUUCAACGAACUUACGUGUGGGGAGGUUUACGAUUUGGAAACUAGGGUUUGGACUGUGAUUCCGGGUAUGUUUCCGGUGGCGGCCGGAAAGGAUGCGCCGGCGAUGAGUAAAGCUCCGCCUUUAGUGGCGGUUGUGAAGGAUGAAUUGUAUGCGGGGUUUUAUGAAGAACAGGAAGUGAGGAGAUAUGAUAAAGGGAGGAAUGUGUGGGUUAGGGUUGCGGGGUUGCCGGAAAAGGCGAGUUCUAUGAAUGGAUGGGGGCUUGCUUUUAGAGCUUGUGGUGAUGAGCUUAUUGUUAUCGGCGGGCCUAGGGCGGCGUAUGGCGGAAUGAUUGAAUUGAAUUCUUGGAGGCCCGAUGAAAGCCCGCCUGAAUGGAAUUUGCUUGCUAGAAAACCUUCUAGUGGAUUUGUUUAUAAUUGUGCGGUGAUGGGAUGUUAAAUUUCCGAAAUGUUUUUUUUUUUUUUUUUUUUUUUUUGUUAUUCAAAUCUAAGAAAAAUAAAUCUAACAUAAUUUUCUAAUUAUUUAUGAAGUUUUAAUCAAAUGCACGUUAUGCAUUUGGGAUGUGAUUUUUUUUAAUGAGUUGUGAUUUUGGACUAUAAUAUAUAUAUAAAAUAUCCAAUUUUAUUAUUUU